GUAACCCAAGAAACCUGAUCCAGCGGGCUCUCGGGCACUCUGUCUCAGUUUGCAGCACUGAGCGGUGAAGGCACAGAGGAGCCGAACACUUUUGAAGGACACUAAAAAACGGAGAGAAACAGGAGAGCUCGCGGCGCGUCCUCUCCAGUUUUUACGCGCAGCCCUCCCGAGCCGGAGCCGGAGACGUUCCGCCUGCCCUGCCUCGUCUCAAAGCAGAAACAACGGGAAAACUAAAGGCACCAUGGAAGACAAAUCCAAUUCAUUCUCCAGCAACAAGGAGGAGAAGGCGGAUGGGAAUAAUGUUUUUCAGAGGCAAGACUCCAUACAGAAGAACAACACGGGCAGCCAGAACAUGAAGGACCACGGCAACUCCGUGGGCUUCAAGGGGGAGCGCGAAGAGGCCAUGGUGGGCUUUGACGAUCUGGAGGGGGCGUCCAGGCAACACGGUUUCAUGCAGCGGCAAUUUGGGGCCAUGAUGCAGCCCGGAGUCAAUAAGUUCUCCCUGCGUAUGUUCGGCAGUCAGAAAGCCGUGGAGAAAGAGCAGGAGAGGGUCCAAACGGCCGGAUACUGGAUCAUUCAUCCAUAUAGCGAUUUUAGGUUCUACUGGGACUUGAUAAUGCUCAUCAUGAUGAUGGGGAAUCUAAUCAUCAUUCCUGUGGGAAUAACCUUCUUCUCAGAGCAGACCACCACCACCUGGCUGGUGUUCAACGUGGCCUCGGACACAAUCUUCCUCGUGGACCUGGUCAUGAACUUCAGGACGGGGAUCGUCAACGAGGAGAGCUCCGAGAUCAUUCUCGACCCCAAGAUCAUCAAGAUGAAUUACCUGAAGAGCUGGUUCGUUGUGGACUUCCUCUCCUCCAUUCCAGUGGAUUAUAUCUUUUUAAUAGUUGAGAAAGGUUUUGACUCGGAGGUUUAUAAAACGGCCCGCGCCCUGCGAAUCGUCCGCUUCACCAAGAUCCUCAGCCUCCUGCGUCUGUUAAGACUGUCCCGACUCAUCAGAUACAUACAUCAAUGGGAGGAGAUUUUCCAUAUGACCUAUGACCUGGCUAGUGCAGUGGUAAGAAUAUUUAAUUUGAUAGGGAUGAUGCUGCUUCUGUGUCACUGGGAUGGCUGUCUACAGUAUCUGGUGCCUCUCCUCCAAGACUUCCCUCCCGACUGCUGGGUGUCCCUAAAUGGUAUGGUUAACGUGUCCUGGGGUAAGCAGUACUCUUACGCCCUCUUCAAAGCUAUGAGCCACAUGCUGUGCAUCGGGUACGGCGCCCGGGCGCCCGUUAGCAUGUCUGACCUGUGGAUCACCAUGCUGAGUAUGAUAGUAGGAGCCACUUGCUAUGCCAUGUUUGUGGGUCAUGCUACUGCUCUAAUCCAAUCACUGGACUCCUCGCGCAGGCAAUACCAGGAGAAGUACAAACAAGUGGAGCAAUACAUGUCCUUCCACAAGCUUCCAGCAGACAUGCGACAGAAAAUUCACGACUACUACGAACAUCGCUACCAAGGCAAAAUCUUUGACGAGGACAAUAUCCUGAGUGAACUCAACGACCCACUCAAAGAGGAAAUUGUCAACUUCAAUUGUCGUAAGCUUGUGGCCACCAUGCCUCUGUUUGCCAACGCCGACCCCAACUUUGUGACGGGGAUGCUGAGCAAGCUGAAGUUCGAGGUCUUUCAACCCAACGACUACAUCAUCCGGGAGGGCACGGUCGGGAAGAAGAUGUAUUUCAUUCAGCACGGCGUCGCAAGCGUCAUCACCAAGUUCAAUAAGGAGAUGAAGCUGACGGAUGGAUCAUAUUUUGGAGAGAUCUGUCUGCUCACCAAGGGCAGACGAACGGCUAGCGUGAGGGCGGACACCUACUGUCGACUCUUCUCUCUCUCCGUCGACCACUUCAAUGAGGUGCUAGAGGAGUACCCCAUGAUGCGACGUGCUUUCGAAACCGUCGCCAUCGACCGACUGGAUCGCAUCGGGAAGAAGAACUCCUUGCUGCUGCAGAAGUUCCAGAAGGAUCUGAACGCCGGCGUUUUCAACACGCAGGAGAACGAGAUAUUGAAGCAGAUUAUCCGUCAGGACAGGGAGAUGGUGAUGAUGGUGGACCGCAAACAAUCGGUCACCGGGAUGAACUCAACACCAAUGUCAGGAAACUCCAUCAUUAACUCACCAGCCCAGCCGCCCUUCGCUGCCUUUGGCACCAAUCAGCUCCAGCAGUCCUCAGUACCCCUGACCUUCAGUGCUUCAGCUAUAGCCAAUGCCUCCGCUGCCCGCAUGCUGCCUGCCGCUGCCGCUGCCGCAGCGCAGGGAAUUUACCCCGCACCCAGUGUUUCCCAUGGCAACCUGAGUUCUUCCUCGGCCAACCCACAGACCCCGCUGCAGCAGCAGGGAGCGAUCAUGUCGCCCUGCUCCUUCACGGCUGCCAUGUGCAGUCCGCCCGUGCAGACCCCUAUGGCAAGCCGGAGCUUCCAGUACGGCUCACGCACAGCCUCCCAGCUGUCACUCAUCCAGCAGCCCCUUGCCCAACCAUCUCUAUCAACACAGCAGCAGCUUGCUCAGCAGCCCGCUGUGUCAACUGCAGCUGCAACCUCUGCAGCGCAGCAGCAGCAACAGCAGCCGUCGCCUCAGCAGGUCCCUUCACCUCAGCGGGGAGACAUGCACAAGAGCACACAGGCUCUUCAGUCAGGCAGCUUGAGUCGAGAUGUCCGACACUUAUCGGCCUCCCAACCGUCACUGCCACAUGACACAUCUCUGGGGCCCAGGGUGCACCCAGCCUCAGGAGACUCUCUGGCCUCCAUCGUACCACCAACAGCAGCAGCGAUCCAGGGAAUGAAUCUGCAGAGUGGAAUCCGCACCACGGUGCCCCAGCGGGUCAACUUGUUCCGGCAGAUGUCAUCAGGAGCUCUGCCCCCAGUUCGCUCAGCCACGGCAGCGGCGGCGGCGGCAGCAGUGGCAGCAGCAGCAUCUUCAUCCUCAACCCAGCACAGGGAAUCCCCCGGAUCGAGGAGAGAUUCUGUCCUGAGCAGUACGGAGACUGAGCAAGACAAAAUGCGUUUUGCAUCAAAUUUAUGAUCCCAUUUUUGUUCCCCCUUUUCAUUUUUUAAACUUAAACAUGUUUGGAGAUACAGCAAAAGAGAUGAAAAUGAGGAACUCCAGCAUUUUUGUUUCUCUCCGGUUUUCUUCUAAAAUAACCUCAAAGAAUUCCUGUACAUACAAGCCCUUGUAUUAUAUUUUAGACACAUUGUCUCCCUAAACUUAAGAAUGUAUAUUAUACAGACACAUCUGUUUCUUUUACGCCAUAUUAAUCAUUUAUAUAUAUAAAUAUAUGCAGCUAUACACGUACAUACAAAUAUACAUGUAUAUGUAUGUAUGUAUGUAUGUAUAGCUGUGUGGAUGGAUGAUGUGUGCGAGUGUGUGUGUGUAUAUGACUGUGUAUAAAAUCCAACUACAAUAUUUGGCAAUGGCAAUUUAAAAGCUGUAGUAUAAACAUCAGUCUUCCUUUCUGACAAAUAUAAAGAAUUAUAUAUGAUGUAAUUUUUUUUUCUUUUCUUUUUUUGCUUUCUUUUUUAAAACUGGAAUGCAUUGUGGAUUACGACAAUGAGUUUUGUUUUUUACCACUGAAGAAGAGGAAAAUCAUCUUCUCCUAUUAAGAAGCUUUAGGCACCACUGUGGAAUAAUAAGUGCGAGCAACUCUGAUGAAUAAUCUCAGAAAGCACACGUAAAAAUAAAUCUCACACGCUGAUUUCCUGAACCUCCAUCCCAGAAACCAACGAAUACUGUAACUAAGUGUUAUGUUGCUUUCAGCGAUGAGAUAUCCAGUCUGCUGAGCUGCUAUAUCCCCACAGCGGCUCGCAAACAAACUCUUGACAGUGUUAUGGGUCAAAAGGGAAUAGAUAAUAGAAAUGCUGAUUUCUGUAUUUUUUAGUUUGGAGUGUGGAGAAAGAUAUGGAUGGAUGCUAUUGUUUUUCUAUUUCUGAUUUCAGAUGGCUGAGAUGUUAUGUAACGUUGCUUAAAAAUUCUGUGUAUAUUUAUAAUAUUUAUAAACUAAAGAUUAUCACCAUUAUGCAAUAGACUGUGACAUAAAGAUUACCUAUAUGUGUGCUGUAAAUAGUUUUGUAGAGCUAGUAUUUACAGAUACUGUGUGGUGCAUUCUCUAUCAUAACAAUGUCUUACUUCUAACAGGAACCUGGAUCAUCUAUAUGAGACAAAAAGGUUAAGAGACAAAAAUACGUACGUUUCAUAAGAGAUAGACAAACCUUAAUGCAAUAGCUAGCACAACUUAAUGGUGAGAAAUGUCUGAUCGGAGGACAUUUAAUAAUCCCCCCCUCUCUCUGUAUACUACCCCUAGCUCUACUAUCGUUUUUAACACAUCAAGUGAACAACAAUAUUUACCUUCAUUCACAUCGUCCUAUUGAGAGUAAACACGUCUUUUCUUUGUUGCCUCACUUCCUCAAAAGCAACUCAUUUUAGGAAUGAUUAUUUUGGUUUUAAAAGUCAAGCUGAUUAUUUUAUGAAAUGGAUUAUUCAAGGACAGGCUCACGUUUUUUACGUAUUUAAUUUAGAUUUCAGUGCUUGCUCAUCUGCUUCUUGAGUCAAACUGUACUUUACGCUCUCACAUCACAAUUACUGUAAUUGAACAGCCUGGCCUCAAAGACGUCAGGUUUCCAGUUUCUCAAGUGUGUAGAGGGGUUAGAAUCUUCACUGAGGUCAUUCUGUGCCUCUGCAAGUUUGGGAGGGGGGUGAACGCUGGUUUGCAUUAAGGUUUCUCUCUCAUGUAAAUCCAUUACAUGGGCUUAGCCACUCUCAACUGACCCAGACUGACGCUCAGAGGGGGAAGCAAGGUCAAGCCAGAAUACUGUGACUCACUCUAUUAAAAAAAAAAAAAAAGAAAAAAAAAAAAAAAAAAGGAUUUCAAAUAUUUUAAUCUUAUAAUAGCUAAAGUAUUUGAUGACUCUGCAGCCAUUACGGCUAACAGGUCAUUUUCCUGCACACACUGUUGAUUGUACAUCGUGCUCAAGCCCUCCCUGUCUGUGUUCUGUCAUUUCACUACUUCUACGUAGAGUCAUAGUUUUCACGGCACCAUCAGUUCGGAGUGACUAAGCCCUCGGUCGGUGAUGACGGUAUUUUAUGAAGACCUCGAGUCUUGGCUCCAGAUUAUGUCGAUAGUGUACUGAUACAGCCGAUCCACCAGUUGUCAUGAAAGCAUGCACUGUCACAAAUACUUAAAAGAAAAAAAGAUACUAUCUCAAAAAUGUUGACGUUAAAUGUUAAUGUUAGAUUACGUUUCGUUCGCUGUCCGUCUGCCUAGACUCUGUGUGUGUGAACAGAAGCAUCGACUCUUCACAUGGACAUUCUUAAGUAUUCGUGCCUAAACUAUAGCCAUGUUCCAUCCUUCGUUAAGCGUGCAAGCUCGUUGCGUGCGGGGGGAUGGGGGGGCACUUCCUGCACACGACCGCCUGUUCAUUUUUACUAUACUCUACGUGUUCUAUGUCUCAGUGUUUUUAGACGGGGAAGGAGCAAGCGAUGAUGAUGGCCAAAUGUCUCCGUUUAUCCAAUUGGUACCUUUUUAACUUACAAUGUGAACUUCUAUCUAGAGCCAGGUUUUUUUUUCUUCCUUAAGUUCUCAGUCAAGCUAUUUAGGAUAUUUAAUGAAGUUGUGUACAGUUUAAAAGUAAAAAAAAAAAAAAAAGUGCAAUCUUUAGACUUUGCAGUCAGGUCACACUCAAAAUUGGGAGAACCUUUAUAUGUUUCUUUGUCACGAGUCGCUGAUGUUUGGAUUGAAUAUUGAUGCGUGGAAGGAAAACUGGCCAAAGCAAAACAUUCUGAGUCAUUGUCUUUGUUAUUUAAAUUGCACUUUCUGAUAAUUUAAAGAAGGAAAAACAAAAGAAAAGGGAGGGAUUCUUUCAGCAAGAUUUAGAGAUGUUGAAUGAGUCCGAAAGGGAGCAACAUCCCCGAGAGUUCGUGCUGCC
Molecule: messenger RNA, 5946 nt
Organism: Paralichthys olivaceus (Japanese flounder)
Lineage: Eukaryota; Metazoa; Chordata; Actinopteri; Pleuronectiformes; Paralichthyidae
Gene: hcn1
Product: potassium/sodium hyperpolarization-activated cyclic nucleotide-gated channel 1
Biological process (GO): sodium ion transmembrane transport; regulation of membrane depolarization; potassium ion transmembrane transport
Cellular component (GO): membrane; HCN channel complex; axon
Molecular function (GO): voltage-gated potassium channel activity
Source: RefSeq, a predicted model, not a curated record